CGAGCGGCGAAGGCGGUGGGGGGUCCGUGACAAGAGCGAGGGCUCACACCGGCCGCGGGAUUCCCAGCGACGUUGCAGUGGAGGAUUCGGAGUUCCAGUCGGCGAUGCCCCCGUUUCCUCCGCCCGCGAGGCCGCGUCUCAAGAGCGAGACCUACGAAACCCUGGUUCGCAUCUUCUCCCUCUGCGGCGACCCGAGCUAUGCUCCGCGCGUCGUCAAGUUCGAUACCCGCUUGCCAAGUCCAGAUGAUGCCCAUGAUGACAGUGGAGAAAAAAAUGGAGAGGUAGUUUGUGACCAAGGUCAAGGUGAGUUGGAAGUAGCCGGUUCAAAUUGUAAACUGCUUGAACAUUCAUCAGCACAGAAAGAUGGUUUUCCCAUUGCUGGAGAAUCCGAAAGUGUUCAGAAAUCAAAUGUUGCUGAUGUACAUUUGGAAGGUCUAAGCUCUCGGGACAGAGAAUCUAGUCAAGCUCAAGUUAUAAUGGAUGAGAUGGCCCACAGAGCGGAUAGAGAAUAUGGUGUUGGCGUUAAUCUUUCAACACCAAAGGAUGAGAUUGUCAUGGGGAGCGUCUUAGGGGUUAAUAUAGAAGAAAGUGGAUAUGAAUUGGAGCACAUGGAGAUGGACGAUAUAAGCAUCCUAUUGAAUGAUGAAGGCAUUGCACCUGUUCAUCAGGAUAAUUCUACAGUAGAACUCAUGGAUGAUCAACGCCAUGUCAGAGGUAUAAUGGCUUCAUUAAGUACCAAUCAAGAGCUUUCUGUUGAGCAAACAAUUAUAGAUGAUCCUACAAGUAUGAGUCACCUGCAAGGAGAUUUACAUGAUUGUAGUCAAAAGGUUGCAAUUAGUUCUGCUCCUACUCCAAUGCAGAUUGUGGACGAGAAUUGCCUACUCUCAGCAACCAAGGGAUUGACUGGAGAGUGUGAAAUACAACAUCCAUGUACAAGAGACGCGGAUGUGCAUCUCCCAGAUAGUACAUUAAAUUUGCCUCAGGAAGUGACAGAAGAACAAGUUGAGGAGGGGGAAAUUUCUGACAGCAUUAGGGUGGAUGGAAUAUCAUCUAAUAUGCGUUCGGAUGAUAUUGCUGUGUCGAAUAAGUUGCUUAACAAUAAGCAAGUGUCUGAAUGCAUUGCAGUUAUGGAGAGGGUCACUGAUGAAGGACAAAAAGGAAAAAUUGAAACAGAAUCUGGAGCCUCUUCUUUCGGUGCUGGAAUGGACUAUGAUGUUGCUAAUGUGAGAAAAGCUGAAAACCAUAAAAACAAUGGGGGGAAGAAGAUUUGUGAACCUCAGAUGGCUUUUCAUGGAAAGUCGAUGGCUUUGGAAGCUGAAAAAGUAGAUGCACAUUGUCCUUCAAUUGAAGAUAAAAAAGCCAAAAAGCAAGGUUGCAUAUUCAGUGAAGAUGUGCCCCCUAAUGCAGGUCGAUGUAACGAUAUAGUUUCCUAUGCAGAUAUUUAUUUGGAAAAGAAAUCUGAAGAUCAAGGGGCUGUAACUACCAUGGAGGAGUCUCAAGAUAAGAAAAAACGACGUACUCUUAGCAAAGAAAGGAAGGAGAAGAAAAAGCAAAAGGAACGAAGAAAGAGAGCACAAAAGAAUAGAGAGCUUGGGGUAAAAAGGCUGAAAUUGCAACCAGUGCUGAAACAAAAAACAGUAACAUAUUGCCGCCAUUAUCUCCAGGGAAGAUGCACCGAGGGAGAGAAGUGCAAAUUUUCACAUGAUACCGUGCCUUUGACGAAAUCUACAAAGCCUUGCUGUCAUUAUGCACGAAAUUCAUGCAUGAAAGGAGACGAUUGUCCAUUUGAUCAUCAGCUCUCCAAGUAUCCUUGUAGCAAUUAUGCAUCCAAAGGCUUUUGUAGCAGAGGCAACAACUGUAUGUUUUCACAUAAGAUGGAAGAUUCUACAAUUGCGUCAAACACUCGCAACAAUGAAUCAAAUCAUCCAGCUCUGCCAUUAAUUCCUAAGAAGCAACCAGGCACAAUUGUUGGCUCCCAUGAUAACAACGCCCAUUCUGCAUCAGACACUUCCCGUGCUUCUUUCAAGUACUUAAAACCGAACAUGAUAGGCUCUUCAACUAAUUCACCAGUGCUCAAACCUGAAAGAGGUAGCUCCGACUCUAUGGAGAAGUUCUCAUUGAUUUCUUUCAACAAGUCAGAAACGGGCAGUUCAUCUGCAAAAGAUGGUUCCAGAAUUGGGAUUCAUUCUGGAGAAAAUGCUUCUGGCACGGUUCAAAACGUGAAAGUGAGCUCAAAGACUACACCACUAUUGCCACCGAAAGGAGUAAAUUUUCUAUCAUUUGGUUCUUCAUUGAAUCAGACGGAUACUAAGAAACCAGCUAACUUCCUUUUCAAUACAAGUAAGGUGAACAUACUCAAACAUACUACUCCUACUCAACAGAAGGGUGAUAGCGCUGAUAGUGUUAAUGAUGAAAGCCAACCAAAGUUGAUGUUCCCCAAUUCAAAUGAAGUGACAGAGAGGACUGAACCGAUAGUGAAAACACAGGACUUGAAGCUUUUCUCCUCAAGGGAGGCUUCACUUCAGGGCUCUAUAAAUAGAGAACAAUCAGGCUCCUGUUUUGUUGAUAACAACGCUGUUGACAGAUCUCUGCAAGGGAGACCAAGUGCCUCUAGUAGUACGGCACAGAGCUCUAGCAUGAUAACGUGGAAGCUGCCAAUUUCUCCAAUAACUCCAUGUCAACCUUCAGAUUCAACGCCUAGGCUAUACAGGAACAUCUCGAAUUCAGCUCAGAAGGCAUUGUCCUCAACAUUAGCAUUUGCUGCCAUGUUCGAAACAGACACAAGAAUGAAGCACGCUGACGGACAUCGCGCUGUCAGUGGUAAGGCUGGUGAGGAAUCUGCUCAUGGUCUUCAGAAUGAUUCAGCAAAGGCCUCGAAAAUUCUGGGUUUCUUGGCUAACAUUGGAAAGAAGCAGCAAUAGUGUUCGAGUAAAUUGGAAAGCCAAUGCCGAGGUUAUAAACUGUCGUGAUCCCAGAGGUUGUUUCGAUAUAUCUUCUGCUUCCUCAGUGAAUGUCUUGUUAUCAUUUUUGCAGGAACCGAGGUUUUAGCAGUUUAGAGGGAUAGUGUUUCGUGUUAUCAGAAUCGUUCUUUAUUGGCGGGACCGUGGCAAGACUUGCUACCUAUUCAAGUGGCAAUAAUCAGGUAUGAUUUGGGUAGUCGUCGGGUCCUUCACAAUGUAUCUCUUUUUAUUUAGUAGGUAAGUCUCUAAUUUAGGUAAAAGGUAGCUUUUGAAGAGAUUCUAUGGUCAGCUAAUUAUUUUUUCCGGACCCAUCUCACAUUCGAUGUGGAUCGUUGGACAAAAUGUAAG
This is a messenger RNA of Rhodamnia argentea, 3308 nucleotides long. RefSeq lists its product as uncharacterized. Gene Ontology annotation, cellular component: nucleus. The transcript is spliced from 7 exons. Gene Ontology annotation, biological process: negative regulation of DNA-templated transcription. Bases 105 to 2921 code for a protein of 938 amino acids. Gene Ontology annotation, molecular function: RNA binding; metal ion binding. The record is from RefSeq and is a predicted model, not a curated record. NCBI's taxonomy places the organism in Eukaryota, Viridiplantae, Streptophyta, Magnoliopsida, Myrtales, Myrtaceae.